Epithele typhae is the source of this 978-nucleotide messenger RNA. Its product is annotated as Nop52-domain-containing protein. Bases 1 to 978 code for a protein of 325 amino acids. Gene Ontology annotation, biological process: rRNA processing. NCBI's taxonomy places the organism in Eukaryota, Fungi, Basidiomycota, Agaricomycetes, Polyporales, Epitheliaceae. The record is from RefSeq and is a predicted model, not a curated record. The transcript is spliced from 5 exons. Gene Ontology annotation, cellular component: nucleus; preribosome, small subunit precursor; preribosome, large subunit precursor.
AUGGCAACAGAGAGCACAAACGGAAGCCCUCCCCUGGGCAAAUAUCUUGCCUCAACUGACAAGAAAACGCGGGACAAGGCCAUAAAGAGCCUCGCCGCCUUCCUAUCUGACCCCGCGCGCGAAGCUCUGCCCAAAGCUGAGAUGGCGAAGCUUUGGAAAGGGAUCUUCUACUGUUUUUGGAUUUCUGACAAGCCUCUGGUUCAGCAAGCACUUGCCACGGAGAUUUCAGACAUCCUGCUUGCGAUCUCCGAUUUGUCAGUCUCACUGGCGUUUCUGCGUGGAUUCUGGGAGUCAACUGUCCGGGAGUGGAACUCGAUUGAUCGGCUUCGAAUCGACAAAUACUACAUGCUUGUUCGCCGCUUCGUGAACGCCUCGUUCCGUCUUCUAAUUCGAGCAGAGUGGGAUGGUGCGGCUUGCAAGGAAUAUAACGGCAUACUCACACAACACGGUGGACCUCUAUGCGUCGACGAUCAACGAGUGCCAUUAGGUCUGGCCUAUCACCUUGCCGAUAUCUACGCCGAAGAGCUCGAUAAGGCGCUCGCAAAUCCUCCAGUCGAUUCCCCUCUUCCCGCACCAAUUACCACUCUCCUCGCUCCUUUCGCUACCCUGCUUGCGCGUGCACCUACAGUAGUGGCCUACGACCGCGUACAGUCGGCCCUCAUCGAUCCGCUUCUCGACGCCCUUUUGUCAGAAGGAACCUCAGAAGAACCCCCGAGUCGCAAACGGCCACGACUUUCCACAGAAACAUACCUCCACCUGGUCUCGAAUUCAUGCACCUCAAAUCCAGAACCUGAAAAGCCGCAGAGCACCACAGCCCUCCGGAAAGCAGUCCUGCAACAACUGUUCGAUAUCGCCAGUGAACCCGACACACGGGAUGCCAGCCGGCGGAGGCUAUAUGCACUCUGGAAAGAGCGCAGCGAGGACGACGAAUCCGAGGACGUCGCCAAGAAAAGAUCAAGGACCGUCGACGCGAGCUGA